This is a messenger RNA of Scomber scombrus (Atlantic mackerel), 1371 nucleotides long. It is a transcript of the gene nek11, whose product is annotated as NIMA-related kinase 11. Lineage: Eukaryota; Metazoa; Chordata; Actinopteri; Scombriformes; Scombridae. Gene Ontology annotation, molecular function: protein kinase activity; ATP binding. The record is from RefSeq and is a predicted model, not a curated record. Gene Ontology annotation, biological process: protein phosphorylation.
AUGCCCAGGUUUCAGCAGGUGGAGUCUGGCGGUUGCAGCAGUGAUGGCGGUGAUGGCGGCCUGGUUGCUAAGCGAUACAGAGUCCUGCAAAGUCUUGGCCGGGGCAGUUUUGGUUCAGUUUAUCUGGUUCAGGACACCAAAACUACAGACGAAGAAGAGCUGAAGGUGUUGAAGCAGAUUCCUCUCGGCGACCUCCGACCCGACGAGACGGUCCGAGCCAAUCAGGAAGCCCAGCUGCUGUCUCAGCUGCACCACCCGGCCAUCCUCAGCUUCCACCACAGCUUCCUGGAGAGAGACGCCUUCUGCAUCAUCACAGAGUACUGCCAGGAUCGGGACCUGGACUGUAAACUGGAGGAGGUGAGACGAGCUGGGCGGAGCCUCCCUGAAAUCCAGGUCAUUGAUUGGCUCAUCCAGCUGCUGCUAGGCCUUCACUACAUGCAUGACAGGAGAAUCCUCCACCGAGAUCUGAAGGCCAAGAACGUCUUCCUGAAACGAAACCUCGUUAAAAUCGGUGAUUUCGGCGUUUCCUGUCUGCUGAUGGGAUCAUGUGACCUGGCCACCACCUUCACAGGGACUCCGUACUACAUGAGCCCCGAGGUGCUGAACCACCACGGCUACGACACCAAGUCUGACAUCUGGGCUCUCGGCUGCCUCCUCUAUGAGAUGUGCUCUCUGACUCACGCCUUCCACGGUCCGAACUUCCUGUCAGUGGUGAUGAAGAUCGUGGAAGGAGAAACCCCGACGCUGCCGGCCGCGUACUCUGCAGACCUGAACUCUGUCCUGCAGAGGAUGCUGCAGAAACAACCUUCAUCUAGACCGUCAGCUGCAGAACUUCUCAAGAACAAGUUCAUGGAGGAAAACAUGCAGAAACUGAAGGAUCGUUUUUUCUUCGUUUCGUCUGAAGGAGAAAAAGACGCUGAACUCAUCGCUAAGAAAAUGCAAACGAAGGUUCACCUGCAGACGCUGAGGGAGAGGUCAGAGGUCGAGAAGAUGACGCCAAGAGAGAGAAUGAGGCUCCGAAAACUGCAGACUGCCGACGAGAUGGCAAAGAGACUGAGGAAGUUGGCAGAGGAGAAGUACGAUGAGAUCCACAGCCGCAGGAGAGAACUGAGGAGCCGACACUUUGAGAAGCUCAGCCUGGACGUUCUGCAUGAGAGCAGAGAGGACGGCGCCUGUCAGAGUCAGCCAAUCAGCAGCCAGGAUCACCGGUCAGCAGGAGAGUCGCAGCCAAUCGAGCUGCAGGGAGACGGCAGGACGUCAGAGCUGCAGGGUAUCCCAGAGGAUCCUCAGGCUGCAGAGUUUUACUACCAGCAGGACGGAUUUGACUCGUGUUCAGAGGACGAGGAGACGCUUUACCUGUCCGACCCUCAG